CAAACGCCACGCAGACACGAGCCCAGGGGGCUGUUUUAAGCGGGGGUCCCGCAGGGUCCAUCCCGAAUGGAGCCAGGUCGCAUGGCCUGCCCGGGCCACUUUCUUGAGGUGCCGCUGCGGGGCAACUGCCCCAGCGCGCCCAGCGGGGGCUUGCGCUCGCUUCCGCCGAAGGCACGCUGCGACUGGCACACAGCGACCGCUGCUCUUGCGCCGGUCCUGGAAGCCAGAAGGAGACAGGCCCUUCGCCGGCGCUGCGCGGUUGCGGAGCGGCGAGCCGAGCCAUGCGCGGCGGGAGGCAGCGCUUGCGGCAAGAUUUGGGCAGUGCGCCGAAGGAGCCUCGAAGUUCUUCGCGAAGCCGUCGAGGCGCAGCACGUGGCCAACAGCUAUGACUGGGCCAGGCCUAGCUGGCAGAACUACGCUGACAACACUGGCAGCGCCACCUGCCGUGUCGCCAACGGGCGGAGCGAGAUUGAUUGGGACUACCAUGGCAUCUACACCGAGAGUCGCUGCGACAUGCAGGAUGCCAUGGUUGCAGCCAUGAUUGAGGAGGCCGAAGCGAGAGAAGCGAGAGGGACGCCCCAGAGCGCGACCUCGAGCCCCUGCGCCGUCUUCAGCGCCGGUGCCAUAGGCGUGGGCAAGUCCUAUACGGUGGGAUGGCUGGCAGACCAGGGGCUGAUGCCUUCUCUGAUCUCCAGCGUCUACAUCGACCCGGACAUCAUUGCCAGAGGUAUGCCGGAGUGGCAGGGCUACCAAGACCACCUCGGGCAUGGCCCCAACGGCCAUGAGAUGUGCCUCAAGGAGGCGGGCCUGAUCUCAGAGCUGGCACUAUGGGCAUCACUGGAAAAGGGCCUCUCCGUAUGCGUGGACUCCUCGCUGCGCGACGGGGCAUGGCACCGGCAACUCUUCCAGAAGAUCUGUGAACAGCGGCCGCAGUACAGGCUCACGCUGCUUCAUGUGGAGGUGGCCGAGGCGGAGGUGGUGCCGGUGCUGCUGCGCCGCGCGGAGGCGCGGGCGGCGCAGAGCGGGCGCAAGGUGCCUGAGGAGGCCAUCCGGAGAAGUGCAGCAGUUGUGCCGAGCUCCGUUGCGGAGGUGUGCGAUGUGGUGGACCUGUACGUGCGUGUCCACAAUGGCGGAAUGAAGGAGGGCAGCGAGCCGUACAUUGCCGGUCUGUGCGCGCGCGACGAGGAUUCCGCGCGCCUCUUCAGCGACAGCGCGGAGGACCAGAAAGCCGCGUCUGCCCGCCUCGCCGAUUUCUUGUGGCGGCCUGUGCGUCGUUGAGGCGAAAGUGACAAGAUCGGCAGCGAGGGCUGCCGCAGACGAUUUUAUCAAGUCCGCUGGUAGAAAUGAUCAUGCA
Molecule: messenger RNA, 1354 nt
Organism: Effrenium voratum
Lineage: Eukaryota; Dinophyceae; Suessiales; Symbiodiniaceae
Source: the annotation of a GenBank genome assembly